This is a messenger RNA of Psylliodes chrysocephalus, 831 nucleotides long. NCBI's taxonomy places the organism in Eukaryota, Metazoa, Arthropoda, Insecta, Coleoptera, Chrysomelidae. The record is from the annotation of a GenBank genome assembly.
AUGUACAGGAGAACCGCUGCGACGGGGAGAGUAAAUUUGGCCAAAAUUCUCCCUACUGUAGACACCAUUCAGCAACAUCUAAAGAGGGUCUAUUUUCAAGUACAACAAUGGCUGCACGGAGACCAGCUGACCAUGGACCCAACAAAAUGGGGGUGGAGAAAGGAAGGCGACACACUAGUGCCAGUACAGAUGGAAGAAAAACCUGCGCCCAAUAAUAUUAUGGAACUAAUAUUCUGUGGAUGCAAAGGAGAUUGUAAUCUGAACAUCUGCAGUUGCAGGAAGCACGGCCUACCUUGCAAUCUUGCCUGUAAAAUUUGUGAAGGUUCAACUUGCCUUAACACUGAAAGUUAUGAAUCCGGAAAUGGCAUCCACGCAGAAGAAACAGGCUACAUCAAAAACAAAGGCGAUAAAAAACACGAGUCAUUAGUGCAACAAGGCACAGUAACUUACCAUGAUGAACACGGCCAUCCCAUAACCCUCCACUAUAUAGCUGACGAAAACGGAUUUCGCCCCCAAGGAGAACACCUCCCCACCCCACCACCUAUUCCAGAAGAUAUCCAGAAGGCCAUGGAACAGGAGGAUGAGAAAGAAGGUCAAGGACAAGAAGUACUACAUAUUCAGGUUAAUGAAGCAGAAGAAGAAUCCGAUGGUAAAGAAGAUUACGAGCAAGCGCAGGCCUAUGCUGAAUCACAAGUUCACAGUAAAACGCAUGCUUAUGAAUCUGAACCGCUAUACGUAAACGGGCAAGGAUAUGGACAGGAUUAUAGGAGAAGGCAGAAUUAUGGAAGACAAGGUCAACGCCAAUUUCAACGGUUUGUUAUUAAAAAUUAG